Punica granatum (pomegranate) is the source of this 1359-nucleotide messenger RNA. The record is from RefSeq and is a predicted model, not a curated record. NCBI's taxonomy places the organism in Eukaryota, Viridiplantae, Streptophyta, Magnoliopsida, Myrtales, Lythraceae.
GGAUUUUCUCUCUCCCGCUCCUCUCUCCUCCGACAUCCCUCGCCCCACCCUGUCACGCUCUCUCUCUCUUUCGAUCUUCUCUCGUCGCCUCCGCCCUCCGCCACCACCUAUACAGCCGCCAUCUCGGUCGCAGACCUAGUCACCGCCAGGGAGAGGGUCUACAGAUAUCUGCGUGGGCUGGUCAUCAGGCGCCAUUAGGAGGCUGAGUUUGAAGCUAAAGCUUAACUUGGAAUGAGAAGUUGGAAGCUUUAUUGGCUUUUCUUUGUGUUUUGAGCUUCGGAGGCAGAGAUUGGUCUGAUCAAGAGGUUCAGUAGCCGAGGAGCUCAGCUGAGAAGAGUGGGGUCAGUUGUCCGCCAUUGCUCCCACUUUGUCUCCUUCCUUGAGCUCUCAGUUGCGGAAUGGAAGGAGAGCUUGGAGAUUUGAAGUCCGAGCUGAAGCAGAAGAUGCUCCGGAGCUUCAAAAACUUGAUGACCAGGAUGGCAUCAUUCGACGAAUCUGUAGCUGCAGGACACAAGCUACUGGUUGGCUUUCAGCAAAGGCUUGAGCUCCUCCGGCGACCUCCUGUGAACAGGAAUUCAGAAUUGGUUGAGAAGAUUAUCAAAGCUAAUGAGUCGAAAAGGGUUCUAUCAUACUUUGAAGCUGGGUGUAUUAAUGUCCAUGAUAGUGUCCAGAGUAUGAGCAACUUACGCACGUGUCUGCUCGGGCUUCAGGAACAUAUAAAUAGAGCCAAAACCAUGCUAGAAGAGUCAGAAUGUCUUCUUGCAGAUGCUACCCUCGUGAUGCAAACAGCAAAUGAAUGUUUAUUACAAAAUCGGGAUGUAGAUUCUAGUGAUGGGUUGCAUGACCAAGCAAUCGUCAGCAAUAAGGAUGAAACUGCACUUUCAGAUCAUCAAAACCCCGAAAUCACAGACUAUGCUACCAUGAUGGCAAUAAUUUACAAUAUGAUGAAACAGGAUUUCUUAAUGCAGGAAAGAAUUGUUUCCGCUCUUGAUCUAAAGCUGUCAUCCGGAGAAUUAGAGAGCUAUUGCCUGAUGUGGUCGUUGCGACCUUUCAUAAACGACCAACUCAUGAGAGAAGCAUGGAAGCUCAUCCGUUGACUAUUGAAGCUUCUACAAUUAGGUUUGAUAAAGGGCUCGUGUUCAGCGGAAGAAAUUGCAUUCGUACUGCUCGGUUCGACUUGAAGAACCUCGUGUGCACUUUGUACUGUUCUGCAGCCAACUUUUCUCACGAGUAUUAAUUGUUGCUAAGAUAUUGCAGACCAUCAAUCCUUGUCAGAAGGCCCUGGUUAUUACGUAUGAGUCUUCGAGUUCAAACAAUGUAAAGUUCGGAAGCCGAAUGAGAUCUUUCAUCUUUCUUCAA